Vidua chalybeata is the source of this 1467-nucleotide messenger RNA. It is a transcript of the gene ATAT1, whose product is annotated as alpha tubulin acetyltransferase 1. Gene Ontology annotation, cellular component: microtubule. The transcript is spliced from 10 exons. Gene Ontology annotation, molecular function: tubulin N-acetyltransferase activity. Gene Ontology annotation, biological process: alpha-tubulin acetylation. NCBI's taxonomy places the organism in Eukaryota, Metazoa, Chordata, Aves, Passeriformes, Viduidae. The record is from RefSeq and is a predicted model, not a curated record. Bases 86 to 892 code for a protein of 268 amino acids.
GGGCGCGGCCGUGGCUGUGGCGGCCGGGCCGGGCCCGGCGGGCGGAGGCGGCGGCGGGGCCGGGCCCGGGGCUCGGGGCUCCAUCAUGGAAUUCCCUUUCGACCUUGCCCCGGUGCUGGGCGGCGAGCGCUUCUGCGUGGUGGAUCAGCACCUGCGGCCCGCGGGGCGCGGCGCCGGCGCCAAACGGGAGGAGCUGGAGCAGCAGCUGAGGACGGUGAUCGAUGAGCUGGGCAAGGCCUCGGCCAAGGCCCAGGGCCUCUCCACCCCCGUGACGAGCGCGGCGCGGAUGGAGAGCAACCGGCACGUGCUGUACCUGCUGAGGGACACCCGGCCCCCCAGGGGCGCCGUGCUCGGCUUCCUCAAGGUCGGCUACAAGAAACUUUUCCUGCUGGAGCGGGACGGGUCCCACGUGGAGGUGGAGCCCCUCUGUGUCCUGGAUUUUUACGUCCACGAGUCGCAGCAGCGCCGGGGGCUGGGCCGGGAGCUCUUCCAGGAGAUGCUGCAGCGCGAGCGCGUGUCCCCGCAGCGCCUGGCCGUGGACCGGCCCUCGCCCAAGCUGCUCGGCUUCCUGGGCAAGCACUUCGGGCUGAGCCAGCCCAUCCCGCAGGUGAACAAUUUUGUCAUUUUUGAGGGAUUUUUCUCCACCAGAACAGCCCCAGCCCGGCGCCCGUUCCCGCGGCCGCGCCCGGAGGAGCCGAUCAAGCCGUACUCGCUGAGCGAGCGCGACUUCCUGCGGGAGGAGCCCGAGCCCCCCUGGCCCUUCAACCUGGCCCGGGGGUCGCCGGUGCGGGGCAGCCUCCGGCCCUUCCUGCUGCGCCGGGAGAGCCCCCCGGGCACCGCCCCGGAGCCGCCCCCGCGCCGCGCCAGCUCCCUGGGGCGUGUCGGCCGCUGAGCUCCCCCAGCCCCUCCCCCCUCCGGACACUGACCCCCAACUCCGGCCACUGACCCUCUAUGGCCAAUGACCCCCAAUUCCGGACACUGACCCCCAAUUCUGGCCACUGACCCUCUAUGGCCAAUGACCCCCAAUUCUGGCCACUAAUCCCCAAUUCUGGCCACUGACCCCCAGCUCUGGCCACUGACCCUCUAUGGCCAAUGACCCCCAAUUCUGGCCACUAAUCCCCAAUUCUGGCCACUGACCCCCAACUCUGGCCACUGACCCUCUAUGGCCACUGACCCCCAUGGCCACUGGACCCCCAGUUCUGGCCACUGAAUCCCAACUCCGGCCACUGGACCCCCAUGGCCACUGACCCUCCCCGGCCGGGCCGGAGCCCCAUGGACUCAACUGGGACCAGUCCCUGCCUCAUAACCCAACUGGGACCAGUUCCCGCCCCACUGGAAAUCCCAACUGGGACCAGUUCCUGCCCCGUGGGUGCCCCUCCCCCCGCCCGGCCCCGGGGGGUGCCUGCCCCUCCCCUCCCCUCCCCCUCUCGUUUUUGGGGACGUUUCAAUAAAAUCGGCGAUUCCGAA